AUGUAUGAGAGGAAGGAAGUUGUAGGGAAUUGGGUGUUUAAUUUUAGAAGAAGGUUGUAUGACUGGGAAGAUUGCGAGGGGGCUAUUGCUUCUGCUGGUCCUAGUAUGAGAAUAAGCAAACUGAUAUGGGUUAAAUAUUUGCCUCCAAAAUUUCAAUUUUUUGGGUGGCCAGCUUGGAAGAAUAGAAUUAAGACCUCAGUUUUUCUUCAAAGAAUUGGUGUGCUUCAUAACAAUGUGUCAACUUUGUGUGUGUUCUGCAAAGCUGUGAAUGAAACAGUAGAUCAUGUGAUGGUGUCUUGCCCUUUUGUAUGGAAUGUAUGGGCUGAAAUGUUAAAUUGGUGGGAUGUUCAAGGGGCUUUACCUGGAUCUGUUGAAGUACUAAUUUUAUGGUGGGAUGAGGAAUGCUUCAGCAGUAAAGAGAGAAAGAUCUGGCGGGGCAUUCCACUGGUUGUGUUGUGGUCUGUGUGGAAGCUUAGAAAUGAUGUUGUGUUCAAUGCUUCAAAUCCAAGCUUGGCUGAGUUAUGUGAAGUGAUCAAAGUUAGAGUUGCAUUAUGGCUGAAACCAUUUUACACUGAACAUAAUUUCACAAUGCAAGAAUUUGUGAUUAACCUUAGGCAAGUGAGCAGGUGCAUCUCUGGUAGAUGGCUAUGA
Molecule: messenger RNA, 651 nt
Organism: Camellia sinensis
Lineage: Eukaryota; Viridiplantae; Streptophyta; Magnoliopsida; Ericales; Theaceae
Source: RefSeq, a predicted model, not a curated record